Messenger RNA from Harpia harpyja (harpy eagle), 1704 nucleotides. RefSeq names its product regulating synaptic membrane exocytosis 3 (gene RIMS3). Bases 271 to 1200 code for a protein of 309 amino acids. Gene Ontology annotation, cellular component: presynaptic membrane; cytoskeleton of presynaptic active zone. Gene Ontology annotation, biological process: calcium ion-regulated exocytosis of neurotransmitter; positive regulation of synaptic transmission; regulation of membrane potential. Gene Ontology annotation, molecular function: transmembrane transporter binding; small GTPase binding. The transcript has 7 exons. The record is from RefSeq and is a predicted model, not a curated record. NCBI's taxonomy places the organism in Eukaryota, Metazoa, Chordata, Aves, Accipitriformes, Accipitridae.
UGCCCCUGCUUGGGGCUGGGAGGAGAACUGGGUCAGCGAUGUAACCAUGGAGAUGCUGAAGGAGAUGCUGAAGCAGCUCCAGCACAGCCCCGCUCUCCAGAACCCUUUAAAGAUUAACCAGACCCGUCACCCUCCGUCUCCAGCAGCCGGGGAUGGGGCUGGGGGGCUGAGCCUCCUCGGCGGGGAGAGCUGCCCAGUCCUCCUCCACCUGCGCAGGGCGCUGAUCCCACCCAGCAGAAGCGGGGCCGGCGAGCGCUCGAGCGGCUGACCAUGUUCAACGGGGAUGCCAGCUCCUCGGCGGCCAGGAAUGUCGUCCGCAGCUCCAGCAUCAGCGGCGAGAUGUACAACAUCGAGAAGAGCGCGCGGGGCAGCGCCGACUCCGUCACCGUCACCGCCAGCAAGAAGAGGCGCUCCAGCCUGGGUGCCAAGAUGGUGGCCAUCGUGGGGCUGUCCCAGUGGAGCAAGAGCACGCUGCAGCUCAACCAGACCGAGGGUGGUCCCAAAAAGCUGCGCAGCAACAUCCGGAGAAGCACGGAGACCGGCAUCGCGGUGGAGAUGAGGACCAGGGUCACCCGGCAAGGCAGCCGGGAGUCCACCGACGGCAGCACCAACAGCAACAGCUCCGACGGCACGUUCAUCUUCCCCACGACCCGGCUGGGCGCCGAGAGCCAGUUCAGCGAUUUUCUCGACGGGCUGGGGCCAGGCCAGCUGGUGGGGCGGCAGACGCUGGCCACCCCGCCGAUGGGCGAUGUCCACGUUGGCAUGGCUGACCGGAACGGGCAGCUGGAGGUGGAGGUGAUCCAGGCGAGGGGACUUAUCCCGAAGAUGGGCUCCAAGUCCAUCCCUGCCACCUACGUGAAAGUUUACCUGUUGGAGAACGGCGUCUGCCUCGCCAAGAAGAAGACCAAGGUGGUGAAGAAAACCUGUGACCCGUCGUACCAGCAGCCUCUGCUCUUCGAGGAGAGCCCCCAGGGCAAAGUCCUGCAGGUGAUCGUCUGGGGAGAUUACGGGCGCAUGGACCACAAGUGCUUCAUGGGGAUGGCCCAGAUCAUCUUGGAGGAGCUCGAUCUCUCCAGCGCGGUCGCGGGCUGGUACAAACUCUUCCCCACCUCCUCGCUGGCCGACUCCAGCAUCGGACCUCUGACGCGCCGUCUCUCCCAGUCCUCCCUGGAGAGUUCCACCAGCCCCUCCUGCCCGUAGGCGGCAGGUUGGUGGGAGAGGCUGGGAGGCGAAAGGAGACGUCCUGACCUACCAAAACUGUUAGUGGAUAGCUGUAAAUAUCCUGUCCUAUUUUUUUUUUUCUUUUUUUUUUUUUUUAAAUCUCCUUCCUGAAACAAACCUGCUCUCGACACGCUCCUCCCCGAGCACGCAUCCCGGUGCGCAGAGGGGGACGUUGGAGAGGGAGCGAGGGCUGUGUGUUUUGAGGCAGGGGGAAGGAGAAGUGAAAAAAAAAACCUCCCCCCCCCACCGUGAGGCAGACCGAGGGCUGCGACUGCCGACCGAUCCCGAGACUGUUACCGCACCUCGUCCCGGCACCCCGUCGGAAAGGAAUCGAAGCGACGUGUUUCUCUCCUGACCACCCAGCGAGAGCAUCUCGGUCUGAUUCAUUCAGCACCGCUGCAAGCAGCAUGUUGACGAGGUUUUUUUUUUUCCUUCGAUUUCAUUUCCUUGCCUCUGAGGAAAAGGUAGCUUUUCAAAGAAAAA